AUGGCCUCUAUUCGUGUUCUUUCCUUCGAUGCUGAGGGCCGUCCCGUGCAGUUCACUUCCUGGCUCGACGACCUGCAGUUGUAUCUUAUGAGCAAUAGCACGGACCACAUCUCCCUCUAUGACUACGCGUCUGGUGCUGCCGCUGCUCCUGCUGCCACAGCCGAGCUUAGUGUUCGUUCCCACUGGCAGACUCGUGACGCAGCUGCUCGCCUAGCCAUUCGCAGUCACCUGCCGCUAGCUGAGCUCGAGCAUUUUGGCGACUGCAAAUCCGCUAAGGCCCUGUACGAUGCUGUCGUUGCUCGCUACUCCUCGCCUGCCACAGCCGAGCUUAGCCGCCUCAUGCUGCCGUACCUGUUCCCCGAUCUGUCCACCUUUACUACAGUCGCCGAUCUUAUCACCCACCUUCGCACUAGUGAUGCUCGCCUGCGUGCCGCCCUUCCCACCGAGUUCUGCGCUAAGAACCCCCUCCACUUCGCCCUCCUAGAGGAGCAGCUGCUCGCGGCCGAAAAGAGCAUUGUAGCUGUCGGUGCUGCUCGUGGCGCUCCUCGCACCCCCAUCUUUGAGGGGUGUUUCUCCUCUCCCCUCGCUCCCUCCUACGCUGCUGCUGCUGCUGUUGACUUCCUUGGUGCUGAGUCUGUUGGCGCUGCUUCUGCUCCUGGUGGGAGGCGCCGCACCGGCAAGGGCAAGGGGGGCAAGGGUGGUGGUGGUGGCGCUGGGGGGGGAGGAGGUGGGGGAGGUGGGGGGGGAGGCGGUGCUGGAGGGAGCGGUGGCGGGAGCGCUGGUGGGAGUGGGGUCGGUGGUGGAGGCGGGGGCGGCGGAGGAAGCAGUGGCAGUAGUGGCGGCGGCGGCGGUGGCGGUGGCGGUGGUGGCGGUGGCGGUCGGAGCGGUGGUAGUGGUGGCGGCGGAGGUCGGAGUGGAGGCACUGGCUCGGGCCAGAGCUCCCAGCAGCAGCAGCGUCCCCAGACGACCCAACAGCUUCGUGAGUGGCUUGCUCAGCGUGGGACGUCGGGGGGCAGUGGCCGCUGUUCUUAUGUCAUUCGCACAGGUGACCGCAAGGGACAGACGUGUGGGAGGUUCCACACCCCGUACCGCUGCUUCUCCCACCUUGACGACGCUUGGCGUGAGGAGAUGGGUGCGGAUGUUGAGCGCCCCCGCUGGGCUGAGCUCAUGAGGGCUGGUGUUGAUGUCUUUGCUCUUGACUAUGAUGCUAUUAUUGCUGCCAUUGCUGUCCCGGCUGUUUUCGAGUCUGCUCUCUCAGGUACAGCACCCACAGAGACUGCUCUCUCAGGUACCGCACCGGCUGAGGCCUGUCACACCUUCACCCUUGACUCAGUCCUUGCCCAGUCCACCACUGUCCUCCCUUGUCCGGCGGUUCCGUCUGGCUCGUUGUCGGGUUUCCACCUCCCCUCGUUCUCGACGAACCUGGUGAGCAACGCUGUCCUCCAGGAUCAGUGGGUUGACACCUUUACCCCUGGAGGACAGCGUGUGGCGAUCUGCACGUGCUCCAGGACCGGCCGUCACCUGGCUACGUUUACCCGUCGGCCGGGGUCGAGUCUCUACACACUGACCACUGCGUCUCCUCAGACUCUUCUCUGGCACCACCGCCUGGGUCACCCCUCCUUGCCACGCCUUCGUGGCAUGCACCGUCGCCACCUUGUGUCUGGUCUUCCCAGGUCCCUCCCUCCCCUCCCUGCCUCGCCUGCGCCGCCUUGCCUUCCUUGCGUCGAGGGGCGGCAGCGCGCCGCUCCUCACUCCUCCUCGUUCCCCCCGACAGAGGCUCCUCUGCAGACCCUCCACCUGGACGUGUGGGGCCCAGCCCGCGUUCGUGGUCAGGGCGGUGAGCGGUACUUUUUGCUGGUUGUCGACGACUACUCGCGCUACACCACGGUCUUCCCCUUGCGCACCAAGGGUGAGGUCCCUGCUGUUUUGAUCCCUUGGAUCCGCACGGUUCGUCUCCAGCUCCGCCGCCGUUUCCGGACGGAUCUUCCUGUCCUGCGUCUGCACUCUGACAGAGGUGGUGAGUUUUCCUCCGAUCUCCUGAGGACCUUCUGUCAGGCGGAGGGCAUCGAGCAGACCUUCACGCUUCCGGACUCCCCACAGCAGAAUGGGGUUGCUGAGCGCCGCAUUGGCCUGGUCAUGGAGGUCGCUCGUACCUCCUUGGUCCACGCGGCGGCUCCCCAUUUUCUGUGGCCGUUUGCUGUCCGGUACGCCGCGCAUCAGCUCAACCUCUGGCCCCGUGUCUCCUUGUCGGAGACCUCGCCCACACUGCGUUGGACGGGGGAGGUUGGCGAUGCGUCGCGCUUCCGGGUGUGGGGUGCUCGUGCCCUUGUCCGCGAUACGUAG
Messenger RNA from Closterium sp. Yama58-4, 2343 nucleotides. NCBI's taxonomy places the organism in Eukaryota, Viridiplantae, Streptophyta, Zygnematophyceae, Desmidiales, Closteriaceae. The record is from the annotation of a GenBank genome assembly.